Molecule: messenger RNA, 609 nt
Organism: Entamoeba dispar SAW760
Lineage: Eukaryota; Evosea; Mastigamoebida; Endamoebidae
Product: RAC GTPase, putative
Exons: 2
Coding region: 1-609 (202 amino acids)
Biological process (GO): establishment or maintenance of cell polarity; regulation of cell shape; regulation of actin cytoskeleton organization
Cellular component (GO): cell cortex; plasma membrane; cytoplasmic vesicle
Molecular function (GO): GTP binding; protein kinase binding; GTPase activity
Source: RefSeq, a predicted model, not a curated record
AUGUCUGAGAAUGUUAAACUCGUAGUUGUUGGUGAUGGUAAUGUUGGAAAAACAUGUAUGCUGAUGUGUUAUACAUCUGACGAAUUCCCAACUGACUACAUUCCAACUGUAUUUGAUAAUUAUGUUGCAAAUGUAGUUGUUGAUAAUAAAAAAAUUAACCUUGGAUUAUGGGAUACUGCAGGGCAAGAAGAAUACAAUUCUCUUAGGCCAUUGUCAUAUCCACAAACUGAUAUUUUUUUAUUGUGUUUUUCAGUAGUUUAUCACGCAUCAUACAUUAAUGUAAGAGAUAAAUGGGUCCGUGAAGUUCAUCAACACUGUCCAACAGCUAAAUUAAUGGUUAUUGGAACAAAAAUAGAUUUAAGAGAUGAUCCAAAAGAAGUAAAAAGUUUACAAGAUAAUGGAGAAGUACCUUACACAAAAGAAGAUGGAGAUAAAUUAGCACAUGAUUUAAAUGCUUAUUGUUAUAUGGAAUGUUCAGCACUAAAACGAGUUGGUUUGAAACAAAUUUUUGAACAAGCCAUCCGAUAUACAUUAAAAGAUAGAAAUGAAAAAGAUACUGGUAUUACUAAAAAGAAUGAAAAUAAAAAAUCUAAAUGUUACAUUUUCUAA